This is a messenger RNA of Polistes dominula (European paper wasp), 1784 nucleotides long. Its product is annotated as Octopamine beta2 receptor. Lineage: Eukaryota; Metazoa; Arthropoda; Insecta; Hymenoptera; Vespidae. The record is from RefSeq and is a predicted model, not a curated record. Gene Ontology annotation, molecular function: octopamine receptor activity. Gene Ontology annotation, biological process: adenylate cyclase-activating adrenergic receptor signaling pathway; positive regulation of MAPK cascade. Gene Ontology annotation, cellular component: plasma membrane.
AUUAUAAGAAGAAGAAGAGAAAGAAAAAGAAGAUGAUGAGGAUCGGUCUAAUGUUAAGUUACCAUGACGUAAGAUUUAAUAGUUUAUAGUUAAACUGGUUAAGAAAAAAAUAAAAUAAAAUAAAUAAAAAGUCAUAGUGUUGAAGAAGGAGAAGAAGAUAGAAAGAAAGAAAGUAAGCAAGAAAAUAAGCAAGCAAGUAAGAGAAGGAGGUUUUUUUGGUGAUAGAAUGACGACGCUAACGACAGCGUCGGAUCGUCCGGAGGGCUCGUUGGUAGGCGUGACGUCAGUCCUGGACUUAGCCUCAAGUGGUAACAUCAGUUUUGUUAACAAUGAGAACAAGGAGUCCAUAAAGGAGGAUCCUUGGCCAGACUUGUCCUUAACUAUAUUGAAAGGUUGCGUAUUAGGUUGGAUAAUAGUGAUGGCCGUGUUCGGUAAUUUAUUGGUAAUGGUGUCGGUAAUGCGUCAUAGAAAAUUACGUAUUAUAACGAAUUAUUUCGUAGUGUCAUUGGCACUGGCAGAUAUGCUCGUGGCAAUGUUUGCAAUGACAUUUAACGCUAGCGUACAAAUCAAAGGUAAAUGGCUCUUCGGUUAUUUUAUGUGCGACGUAUGGAACUCUUUGGACGUGUAUUUCAGUACGAGUUCGAUUUUACACUUGAUGUGCAUAUCCGUCGAUCGUUAUUACGCGAUAGUUAAGCCACUGAAGUAUCCCAUCAAGAUGACUAAGAGAGUGGUCGCGUGUAUGUUGCUCGCUUGUUGGAUAUCACCGGCUAUCAUUUCAUUCGUACCGAUAUUCAACGAUUGGUAUACAACUGUAGAAGAUAGCGUACAUCGACAGGAUCAUCCGGACGAUUGUGUUUUUCGCGUUAACAAAGGUUACGCAAUUGUAUCCUCGAGUAUUUCUUUUUGGAUACCGUGCACCAUUAUGAUGCUUACUUAUUAUUCUAUAUUCAAAGAGGCAAAUCGUCAAGAAAAACAAAUGCACAGUCGUUUAGGUAACGCAAUGUUAUUAAGCCAUAGGCCAAGUAAAGAUUUGAACAAUCUCAAUGGCGAACUGAAUAGCGCCGGUUCAUCUAAAACAUUAACGCUUAACGAGAUUAGCACGGACCAAUUGCAUACUCCUACAAAAGACAAGAACAUGAUGAAAAUGAAGAGAGAACACAAAGCUGCUAGGACAUUAGGAAUCAUCAUGGGAACGUUUAUACUCUGCUGGUUACCAUUCUUUCUAUGGUACGUCAUAACAGCACUCUGCCGUACGUGUCCCUGUCCGAAUAUCGUCAUAGCAAUCCUCUUUUGGAUAGGAUACGCAAACUCGGCGUUAAAUCCGCUGAUAUACGCGUACUUCAAUCGUGACUUUCGGGAAGCUUUCAAGAACACCCUACAGUGCGCCUUUUGUUCACUCUGCAGGCGGCAGCCUUCCGAUCUCGAAGCGUUAAACUUCCGCCGGCCGUCCCUAAGGUACGAUGAUCGAACGAAGAGCAUAUACACGGAAACUUACAUCAUCAAACACAACGAUCGUCGGAGAUCGAGCGAAUUCGGCAGCAGCCUUUGAGAGACUCUUUAAACUGACCCCUUUUUGACAGGUCAAACGAUAUCUUCUGCUGUGUUCCACGAAGAAAAAGAAAAGAAAACGAACAAAAGAAAGAAAAAACAAAGAAAAAGAAAAUCAUUCAACCGAUUCAUAAAGAAAUACACCCAACUUCGUGAAACGAAACAUUCAAAAUAAACCAAAAUUUAUCGAAAGAAAAACGAGAUAGUGGGAGGGUCGAUGAUUGAAUAAAAAAAAU